GCAGCGGGAGGACAAUGAGAUUGAGCGAGAAGGAGGGCUCCAUCUUGGUGCAGGGAAUUCCCCGGUGCCUCCCGCACCGGAGUGUGAGGGGGAUCGGCGGCGGGUAGUGGUGGUGGUAGCGGCGGGGGAGGGCCGGUGUUGCCAUGUCGGCGGAGGAGGCGCCGCUGAUCGGGCCCGCGCUGCCACCCGGUUACAGGCCGGCCAACAGCAGGGCGCAACGGGCCGAGUGUCCGCGCCGCCCCGCGGCGACCUUCGACCAGACAGUGGUUGCAGGACCGGCAUUGCCUCCAGGAUUUCGGUCAAACAACAGCUCAGACAGCUCGAGUGACGAUGAAACAACGGGCUGUUGCAUUGAUGAGAGGCAGCAAAACUCACUGGUGGAAUUGAGGAAACCUGAUGACUCUGCUGUAGGGGAGUGCAACGGAAAGUCAGGAGACAGGUGCUGAUCAGUCAAGGGACCCAAGCCUGUUGGGAAAGUA
Stegostoma tigrinum is the source of this 479-nucleotide messenger RNA. RefSeq names its product GPALPP motifs containing 1 (gene gpalpp1). The transcript has 2 exons. Bases 144 to 446 code for a protein of 100 amino acids. The record is from RefSeq and is a predicted model, not a curated record. Lineage: Eukaryota; Metazoa; Chordata; Chondrichthyes; Orectolobiformes; Stegostomatidae.